Pieris rapae (cabbage white) is the source of this 5760-nucleotide messenger RNA. RefSeq names its product fibroblast growth factor 22 (gene bnl). Gene Ontology annotation, cellular component: cytoplasm. Lineage: Eukaryota; Metazoa; Arthropoda; Insecta; Lepidoptera; Pieridae. Gene Ontology annotation, molecular function: fibroblast growth factor receptor binding; growth factor activity. Gene Ontology annotation, biological process: fibroblast growth factor receptor signaling pathway; animal organ morphogenesis; positive regulation of protein phosphorylation. The record is from RefSeq and is a predicted model, not a curated record. The transcript is spliced from 4 exons. Bases 1185 to 1979 code for a protein of 264 amino acids.
ACUCCGCUCGAGACGGUCAUGUAAUGCCGCUAGCCGCUAGCGCGCACCGACAGCGCUCACGAUAAAUCGCCUCCGGUAGCCUAACUAGUGCAAACGUCCACAAAAUAUCACAGAGCCCAUAACUAUACAGUGUUUAAGAUAACUUUUCAGCUGAGCAAACUUUUGAGGUUAGAAUUUUCCUCCCGCUUUUCCGAAGUUCGCGCCAUCAAAAUCCUUUCGGCCUCUGCAGUUGCAUAACAAUGCAGGCCGCGUGGAAAUGUUUGGUACAGUGAAAAUUUUCGUGUGACUAGAUUCUGUUUCCACGCGGCGAAUGGCGUGUUAUAUGCCUAUAGGUGAUUUGGACCGAUUUCAGUUUAACGACUCGUAUUCGCUGGCCGCUUACGAAACGCUUCAAGCAAAAAAAGUUUUGCCGAAAAAGUUUGCAAUUCGCUUGACGACAGUAAUCUGAUAAAUUAAACAAAAUUUCUUUUCACUUGCCGUGAUACGUUCAUCAAUAGUUUAAAAAACUAAUUUUUUGUACAAAUAAUAGAGGGUCGUGAAUGUUAUCGCAUUUACCUUUUCUGUCAAUAUCAUUUGCAUAAAUUGUCCUCGAUUUCAACAGUUAGAAUUACGAUCUGUCUGUGGCUUUGACUGUGAUAUUUUGUGGUAGUGUCAGUGUAUUGUGAGUUUUGCAGCUCAGGGAAACGUUACUAAUAUUACCUUCCCGAUGUGUAUUUUACAGCAAUACCAGUGUUGAGUUAUAAGUUAGAAUUACAAUAACCACAAGUGAUACGAUAUAGUUGGAAAUGGUAGGAAAGUGACACGCUAUUGGUGACAGCGGUUUUGAAAAAUACCAAUAGAGAACGGUAUUUUGAAAGUGCAUCUAACCCCUUGUCUGGCUCAUAAAUAUUGUGAUACGGAUUCCGCAAACCUCACAUUGUGGUGUAAGCUACACCGGUGGUGCAAUAUUAGUGCAUUAUGUAUUACAUGAGCUGCAAGCAUCGAUACACAAAACGAACUGACACCUGAAGAUAAAAACGAAACUGUCAAUGUCACAAAUAUUAGAUUUACGGUUCGGCUACACGUGACGGAUUAAUGCAAUGACAGACAGAACGUAGGGUCGUAUUGUGUGAGGUCGGGUGCGUGUUAUGCGCACAGUUUGAGCAGUGACGGCGAACGGGCGGCUGCAAUGGGCGCGGCGCGCCAUGCGUCCGCGUUCGCGCCCGCUGCGCUUGCUUCUGGCGGCGCUGGCGUUAGCUUCGUGCGCGGCGGCACCGGCGCCCGAGCCGCGCGCGCAACGCUCGGCGAACCUAAGCCAUAUUACGGGCACCUCGCGUACAAUACAGAUGUUCCUCAAGAAUCGUUAUCUUCAGCUUCUGCCGGAUGGCACCGUCAACGGCACCACAGACGGCAACAGCGUUUACACGAUACUUCAGCGUGCGACGUACAAGGUCGGCCUCCUGACGAUCCAGGGGGUUUCCACUUGUCUCUACCUCUGCAUGGAUGCCUGCGGGUUCCACUACGCUAAUGAUCUCUCGGACGAUUGCGUGUUCGAGGAACAUAUAGAGGAGAAUAACUACAACACGUAUUCGAGGAUACGUGCCGGUAAGAAGACGUUCCUGGCGCUAGAUAACCGGGGGAAAGCGCGUCGAACGCAGAUACCAGUGAGCAGACCUCUGGGCAACCUCUCCGGAUAUGCCCUCACGCUCACUAAGCGCUGGGAGGGACCCAAACACUCCCAGUGCCCCCCUCGACGGCACCGCGGCAAACUGAAACGACCGCCGCCCUUCCACAGGAACUGCCAGCGCCGCGUCGCGAAACAAAACAUGCGGAAACGGAAGCACAAAAAAGCGAACGACCCGAAAAAAAAACGGCAUCCGAAAGCGCGGAGAAAACACGACAGCACGACGAGCACGACGGAGAUGAGCUGGGACGAAUCGACGAUGUCCACUAUGUCGACGACUGAUGAGUUUUUUCGGUCGGCGACCGGUCGCGCGUGAGCCGGUCGCUGGUCGCCGUGGGAGCCGCCGUGGCGCUCGCACACUAGCACCGUUCCACUUACGCUAGAAUCUCUAACCGGCCACGGUUAGGCAGGUGCUCUGAACUCAUACUUAACGUCACCUUAAGUUAAGGCUAGUCCAUUUGGUAGGUCCCUUGCACCUGCUGCGCUAUUUAUUUGUCCUUGUAAACCUAUUGAUACUGCUGUGAAAGUUUAUUCAUGUUCAACAAAUAAAUCAGAAAUAUAUGAACAUCUAACAAAGCAUCAUUCCCAUUAAAUUCCAUUCCCUAAGAAUGGCACUUGAAACAUUCGCCGCAAAUGAUCGUGGCAAAACUCACUCAAUAAAAUUGAGCCUUUCCCAGAUCACAAUAACUUUAAAAACAUUUUAUACAUUUCACGUUAUUAAUUUCUAUAAUCAUAACAAGUCAAAAUACUUAAACUUUGUAACUAGUAAAAUAUUCAUUAACAAAUUAAUUUUGUAACAUACAGAUAAUCGUCACACAGUUUUUCAUUGAGUUUUGUAUUUAAUUCUCAAUUACAUAUAUCCGUUAAUUGUUAAUGUUACCCUAUGUUCUUUUCAAAAUACUCAAUACUCAAUUAUCAACGUAACGUUAAUGAUAUUAUUCUACCAAAGCUACUGAAAUUAUCUAUCUCAAUUAUAUUCCUAGUACGCUUUAACGUAGUUAUAACGGAUUCCAAUUGUCUUAGUUAUCAUGAAAUUAACUUAGUCGAUAACUUAUGAUUAAUAUCGAAUGUAAAUGAGCCGAGAUUUGUUUGUGGAACUGUGCUAGGUGGAGGGAAGAUCCUUAUUUGCUGCAAAUGACUCGCCACAGACUACAUCAGUAAGGACAGUCUUAAAUAACGAGCCAAAAAGACUUUUGUAACGUCUGUGCUGUAAUUAUAGCAACGCGUUCAUUCGGAGUGUCCAUACUGUUAGUAGAUCAACAACAUCCGCACCCCCCCAGAUCUAUUUUAACCUUUGGACCGAAUCACGCGUCUGUUUAUUAUUCGUAUAUCAACCGAGUCGAUUUCCUAUUUAAUUAACUCUUAGUGAUCCGUUAAUGGAUGCAAUGCGGCCCAUUGCAUUCCGUUAUACAAACUUAUCACUUCCCAAAAACAUGUUCCGCAUCUCGAAUAUUUCUACGUUUAUUAAUAAAUGAAUUCAGUCUAUUUGUAGCGAAUAUGGAUCGGUAAAGGUUUAUUGUACUUAGACGGAUAUGUUUGGUGUAUUUUCAUAAGGAAUUGACUGAAAAUAUAUGACUGAGUAAUGUAGGAACCGUCUGUUUUGGUAUAGGCUAUGAUAGUGUAAAGUGCGGCGGCGGCUUGCUUCUAUUAGUUGUAAGUUAGGACUUGAUACGAGCGAUUUUGCAUAAGUGUUGCCAGUAAAAGAUACAUCACAUUAUUAUGUUUAACAUUUAGUCUGUGAAUCCAAAUUGCAUUUCGCGCGCAAAUUCGUUCGCAUCAAUCAACCGAAUAAGUAGUGAUAAAAUUUAACGGCGAUGAAGUGACUAUUAGUAGUUAGGUAUGUCGUGUAUGUAAUUUGUAAAUUAUUUAUUUUAUUUUCCAUAGAGAAAGUCGUAUUUUGUUAACGUUUUAGUUGAUGUUUUAAUUCUUGACCCGUUAGUACCAUCCGGUGUAGACAUUAGGAUGACAUACGCUUGUAAAGUUAGUGAGCCAUUAUGUGUAUUAUAUUUAUAAUAUUCUAUAGCAAUUUAAUUUUUAUUGUUUGUAUGAAUGAAUAUUGUAAAUGAAUAGAUAUUACAAGAAUACAUUCUGUAUAAAUCCCUCGCAAUCGAUGUAUGAAUUGUGCUUAGAAUAAACAAGUCUUAAUAUUCGUUAGCGGACGAAAAAUUAGAUAUAAGCUCUAAAGUAAUAAUUUAUUAAUGUUAUACAGGAUAAAUCACUCUUUCGGUAUUAAUUACCGCGGUACAAACAGAAACCAUUUGCAACAACAUUCAAUACAUUAUCAAUAUUCAUAACAAAACAAAAGCAAUAAUAAGAAAUGAUUAGUAUCGAGCAUUUUAUGUAAAACAAUUGUUGCGAACAAAUAUUAAUAGUCCGCUAAUGAAAUAUUCAAGAGUUAUGAAUAUUCAUUGUAAAGCUUUAUGAUUGUACGUAUGCGAGAUGAAUCAAGUUAUUUAUUAUGUCCGUUGUUAUGUCAAUGAAAACGACGUAUUUGUACUAUGUAAAUAAAGCAUUUAACCGUAUUUUGUUAGAGCCUGUACUUUUUCAGGACCUACAUAAAACCUCUUUUUUACACAAAGACAAUUCGGAUUUUUCAUCUAUGUCUGCGACAAUAAUAAAAUUUGUAAUUGGAACACUGUUUAAUAUUAAAGGCUCUAAUAUUUUCACUUGAUUUUAAUUAAUUUGCUUUUGUAAAUAUUAUGAAUUUAUUAUCCUAGAAUCAGUAUUGGAGCAUAGUGAAAAUAUGGUUAUGUAUUCAUGAUGUAGAUUUUAUUAUAAAUAACAAUUCUUUGUUUUUUAAUCACUUAAUUAUUCGAAGGCCUACCUCUGAUAUCAGACUCACUUUCUCGAUCAAUAAUGAGGUCAAUAGACAAAACCUCCAUAUUAUAAACUUUAAUAAAGCUUCAAAUCAAAUGUUUAUGUUCUAUUGCACCUUAUACGUCAUUAUUAACGAAGAAUUUGUAACUUGUUUAUGCGAAACUUCAUAAAAUUACUGAGUACUCUUAGGCAGAAUGCUAUUUGUAAACGGAACACGAAACGGAUAAAUAACGUUAGAGGAGCCAUUAGACUGUGGUCGACGCUUGGACUACCUUCAUUUCAAACAAUAUAAGAAAACUGUUCUAAAAUUGUGAAGUCACGCGGCCCUUGCGUUCUUAUUUAUCCAUUCCGUAGAUAAACAUAAUUCGCAGGAAUAAGUCGGCCAGAAUCAUUUAAAACGCAGAAGUCUUCAGGUUUUUUUAUUAAACCACCUCGCAAUAUCUGACUAAGUUAUGUAUUGUAGAGCUCUGAAGAUAUCAUACACGUUUAUUUUCUCACUGUAAAAUACAUUUUUUUUAUUAUAUUAAUUACACUCAUGUGCCAUAUCCUACUUUUAAUAGAAUUACCUGUCAAAAUACUUAGUAAUACAUACUUGACUGUAACUUAGCUACUUCGAUGUAAAGGAUUUAAGAAAAAAUUGAGUUAUUAGAAAACUGAAAUUUAUUUGGAAUAAAAAUAUAAUAAUCACAAUAUUUAGGAGUCGUAACAUACAUAAAUACAUAAAGGGCUAAAAAUGUAACAUUUUAUUACUUUGGAAACUUUUCUACGUAUUUAUGAAAUUUUAAAGGAUACGUACCAAAAGAACAAUAUUAGACUUUUUCGUAGUUUAUAUAACGCUUUUUUUAACAAAUCUAUAAGGAAAAAUCAUUGUAUCGAAAACUGUACCCACCAAAUUAAUGGCUCCUAAGUCUUUUUGUCUUAUUACGAGACAAAAUGGUUUACUUGGGUCAAACAGUAUUACUUCUACCUUUACAUUUCUACAAUAAAGCUGUAUUCGUGAUAAUACAUGUACAAAUCGAAUAAAACAAUUGUGUGUCCCUUGACAUGAUUGUGUGCAGUAAAAGAAAUUUUGUUGUAUCGAAAUGAGAUGGUUAUAAAAUGUGUAGAUUAAGAUUCAAAACGAACUAAGUCCGAUAGCGUGACAUAAUGGAUAAAGACUAAAGUUGUAAAUUAACACCAAUAUAGCGUAGACUUCCCAAAAGGAUGAACGAAACUUUUAGACAAUAACUUUUGCAGCCUCUUAUACCGAAAUAUAAAAUAAAAUGAUUCUUUGAAUAUAA